CUGGGAGGGGAGGACGGCUGGAAGCCGCGGCGGCCUCGGCGCCCCGGCCGAAGGGCGGGAGGACACCGCCACCCGCAGCCUCCCGGGGCGCAUUGCAGCCGCGACGGCGGGCCGGCCUGCUGCGCGGGGCGCGACCGGCGGCGGACGCGAGCGCGGCCCAGGUCCCCGGCUGGCGGCGGCGGCGGCGCGCGGGAGCGGGGAAGCAGCCAUGGCCCCGGGCUGCCCGCGCCUCUGGGUCCUGGUGGUCCUGGGCGCCGGCUGCGCAGGCUGGGGGCGCCCGGGGGCCGAGGCGGCGCGGCUGAGGCAGUUCUACGUGGCCGCGCAGGGCAUCCGCUGGGACUACCGCCCCGAGCCCGCAGACCCGAGUUCGAAUCCUUUUGCAACUUCCUUUCAGAAAAUUGUCUACAGAGAGUAUGAACCAUAUUUUCAGAAAGAAAAACCACGAUCCAAAAUUUCAGGACUUCUUGGGCCAACUUUGUAUGCGGAAGUUGGAGAUAUCAUGAAAGUUCACUUCAAGAAUAAGGCAGACAAGCCCUUGAGCAUCCACCCUCAAGGAAUUAAAUACAGUAAAUUCUCAGAAGGUGCGUCUUACUCUGACCACACAUUCCCUGUGGAAAAGCUGGAUGAUGCUAUAGCUCCAGGCCAGGAAUAUACCUAUGUGUGGAAUAUCAGUGAGGACAGCGGGCCCACGUACAAUGACCCUCCGUGCCUCACACACAUCUAUUACUCCUAUGAAAAUUUGGUACAGGACUUCAACUCUGGGCUGAUUGGACCUCUGCUUAUUUGUAAGAAAGGCACCCUGACUGAGGAUGGGAUUCAGAAGAUGUUUGACAAACAGCAUGUGCUGAUGUUUGCCGUGUUUGACGAAAGCAAGAGCUGGAGCCAGUCAUUGUCUUUAAUGUACACGGUCAAUGGUUACGUGAAUGGGACAAUGCCAGAUAUCACUGUUUGUGCCCAUGACCACAUUAGCUGGCAUCUGAUUGGAAUGAGCUCUGGGCCAGAACUGUUCUCCAUUCAUUUCAACGGCCAGGUCUUGGAGCAGAAUCAUCAUAAGAUCUCAGCCAUCACCCUUGUCAGUUCUACGUCCACUACCGCAAACAUGACUGUGGGCCCAAAGGGCAAGUGGAUCAUAUCUUCUCUCGUCCCAAGUCAUUUUCAAGCCGGGAUGCAGGCUCAUAUAGACAUUGCAAGCUGUGCAAAGAAAACCAGGAAUCCUAAGAAACUAACUCGCGACCAGAGGCGGCACAUGAAGAGGUGGGAAUACUUCAUUGCUGCAGAGGAAGUCAUUUGGGACUAUGCACCGAUAAUACCAGCGAAUAUGGACAAAAAAUACAGAUCUCUGCAUUUGGAUAAUUUCUCAAACCAAAUUGGAAAACAUUAUAAGAAGGUUGUCUACAAGCAGUACCAAGAUGAGUCUUUCACCAAACGCAUGGAGAAUCCCAAUAUCAAAGAAGAUGGAAUCUUGGGUCCUAUUAUCAGAGCCCAGGUCAGAGACACACUCAAAAUCGUGUUCAAAAAUAUGGCCAGCCGUGUCUACAGCAUUUACCCUCAUGGAGUGACCUUCUCUCCUUAUGAAGAUGAAGUCAACUCUUCCUUCACUUCAGGCAAUAACACUAUGAUCAGAGCAGUUCAGCCAGGGGAAACCUAUACUUACAAGUGGAACAUCCUAGAGUCUGAUGAACCCACAGAAAAUGAUGCCCAGUGCUUGACAAGACCAUACUACAGUAAUGUGGACAUCACCAGGGACAUUGCCUCUGGGCUGAUCGGGCUACUUCUAAUUUGUAAGAGCAGAUCCCUGGAUAAACGAGGCAUACAGAGGGCAGCAGACAUUGAGCAGCAGGCUGUGUUUGCUGUGUUUGAUGAGAACAAGAGCUGGUACAUUGAGGACAAUAUCAACAAGUUCUGCGAAAAUCCCGAUAAGGUGAAACGUGAUGACCCCAAGUUUUAUGAAUCAAACAUCAUGAGCACUAUCAAUGGCUAUGUGCCUGAGAGUAUACCCACGCUAGGAUUCUGCUUUGAUGACACUGUCCAGUGGCACUUCUGCAGUGUAGGGACCCAGGAUGACAUUUUGACCAUUCACUUCACUGGGCACUCAUUCGUCUAUGGAAAGAGACAUGAGGACACCUUGACGCUCUUCCCCAUGCGUGGGGAAUCUGUGACCGUCACAAUGGAUAAUGUUGGAACUUGGAUAUUAACUACAGUGAAUCCCAGUCCCAGAAGCAAGAACCUAAGGCUGCGAUUCAGGGACGUUAAGUGUAUCCGGGACGAAGACGAAGAUUCAUAUGAGAUUAUAUACGAACCUCUGGCAUCUACAGCCAUGACUACGCGGAAAAUGCGUGAUUCUUCAGAAAACAGAGGUGAAGAGGACGAUGGUGACUAUGAUUAUCAGGAAAACCUGGCUUCAUGGUUAGGAAUUAGGUCAUUCAGAAAUUCAUCACUGAAUCAGGAGGAAGAGGAGUUUAAUCUUACUGCCCUAGCUCUGGAGAACUACUCUGAGUUCAUUCCUUCAAGUACUGAUCCAGCUAUUCGUUCAAAUUCUUCUUUCCUGAGUAGCAUUAGCAGGCUUAUUGUCCAUAACUUUGCAGGACCUCACAAAACGCUUCCUCGCCCAGAAGCCACCACAGCUGGUCCCCCCUUGGGACGCAUUGGCUUGGACAAGAAAUCAGUUCUCAACUCUUCCACAGCAGAACAUUCCAGCCCUUAUUCUGAAGACUCCAUGGAGGAUCCUCUCCCAUCAGAUAUCACAGGGAUAAGCCUUCUUCCGCUCGAUGCAGAUGGUUUCAGGAAUCAAAAACAUGCUAAGCACAAUGGAUCCGAGAAAGGAAGAGACCACACAACAAAGCAUGGGAUCUCCCAGGUGGGACUUUCAGCAUAUAAAACUGGGAGACAUUUAAGACAAGGCAACUCUUCUCCUUCCAGAACGGGAGCCUGGGAAGACCUUCCCGGUGACCUGUUACUCUUAAGACAAAAGCACCCAUCAAAGAUUUUGAAUGGGAAAUGGCAUCCGGCUUCCGAGAAAGGUAGUUAUGAAAUAGUCCAAGAUGCCGAUGAAGACACAGCUGCCACUAAGCUGCUGAGCAGCCCUCAGAAUGCCUCGAGGACUUUGGGAAAAAGCAGCCCUUUCACAAACAAAGACAGAAAGCAGAGUGGCCACCCCCCAUUUUCUGGAAUUAGAAAGAAAUUUCUGCAGGAAAGACCGGAUGGAGGAAACGGUAGAUUGAAGAAAAGCCCUUUUUUCAUUAAAACACGAAAAAAGAAAAAGGAAGAGAAGCUUGCACACCAUAUUCCUCUAUCUCCAAGGGGCUUUCAUCCUCUAAGAAAGGCUAAUACCACAUUUGCAGACAGGAGACUUAAUCACUCAUUGUUAUUCCAUAAAUCCAAGGAAACACCUUUUCAUCCCACAGACCUCGAUCAGACAUUCCCCUCUGUGAAUCUUAGCCUGAUAGCCUCACUUCCUAACCAUAAUCAGAAUCCCCCAAAUGACACCAGUCAGACAAGCUCCCCUUCAGAUCUUUAUCAGACAAUAACCCCAGAAGAGCGCUAUCAAACAUUCCCUAUUCAAGACUCUGAUCAAAUGCACUCCACUACAGAGUCUAGUCCUGGAUCUCUCCCAGAGCCUGGCCAGAUGCUCAACUAUGACCUAAGGAACAAGUCCUUCCCUACUGACAUUGCUCAGAUGUUCCCUUCCUUGGAGCCUGAAGCCUGGCAGACAACCAUCUCUGCAGAUCUCAGUCAACCAACCCUUUCCCCAGACCUCAGCCAGACAGCUGUUUCCCCAGACCUUGGCCAGAUGCUCCUUUCCCCAGACCUCAGCCAGGAGCCUCUCUUAUCAGACCUCAGCCAGAUGGCCGUUUCUCCAGACCACAGACAAACAACACUUUCUCCAGACCUCAGCCAGACAGAUGUUUCCCCAGACCUCAGUGAGAUAACCAUUUCCCCAGAUCUCAUAAAGAUGAACCUUCCCCCAGACCUCAGCCAGAUGCCCUUCUUCCCAGACCUCAGCCAGGAGACUCUCUCAUCAGACGUCAGCCAGAUGCCUCUUUCCCCAGACCUCGGCCAGGAGACCCUCUCAUCAGAUGUUGGCCAAACAACCCUUUCUCCAGAUACCAGCCAGACAACACUCUCUCAAGACCUUGGUCAGAUACCCCCUUCCCCAGACAUUAGUCAAACAGCCCUUUCUCCUGAUCUCAGGCAGACAUCAUCUCCUCCAGACCUUGAUCAGACAUCCAACACCUCUGAAUUUAGUCAUUCAUUGCUUCUUCCAGAAUUUGGUCAGACUUCCCCUUCUCCAGACCUUAGUCAGGUGCCAUCUCCUCCACUAUCUUCUACAGUAAAUAACACUUUUAUACCAAGGGAACUUAACCCACCAGUUGUAAUAGGCCUCAGUGGAAAUGAUGGAGAUUACAUUGAGAUUAUUCCAAGGCAGAAGGAAGAGAGCAGUGAAGAAAUCAUUGAUGACACUGAUUACGUGGCCUAUGAUGACCCUUACCAAACUGAUGUUAGGACAGACAUUAACUCUUCCAGAGAUCCCGACAACAUUGCAGCAUGGUAUCUCCGCAGCAACAAUGGAAACAAGAAAUAUUAUUACAUUGCUGCUGAAGAACUAUACUGGGAUUAUUCAAAAUUUGCUCAAAGUGAAGUAGAUAAUGAAGACAUGGACGAUGUUCCAGAGAACACCAUAUACAAGAAAGUGGUCUUUCGAAAGUAUCUUGAUGGCUCUUUUACCAAACGUGAUCCUACGGGGGAGCUUGAAGCUCAUCUCGGCAUUCUUGGUCCUGUUAUUAGAGCUGAAGUGGAUGAUGUCAUCCAAGUUCGUUUUAAAAAUUUAGCAUCCAGACCAUAUUCUCUUCAUGCCCAUGGGCUUUCCUAUGAAAAGUCAUCAGAGGGAAAGUCUUAUGAAGAUGAUUCUCCUGAAUGGUUUAAGGAAGAUAAUGUUGUUCAGCCGAACAGCAGUUAUACGUACGUAUGGCACGCCACUCCAAGGUCGGGGCCAGAAAACCCUGGCUCUGCCUGCCGGGCUUGGGCCUACUACUCAGCAGUGAACCCGGAAAAAGAUAUCCAUUCUGGCUUGAUAGGUCCCCUUCUGAUCUGCCAAAAAGGAGUACUUCAUAAGGAGAGCAACACGCCCGUGGACAUGAGAGAAUUUGUCUUACUCUUUAUGGUCUUUGACGAAAGGAAGAGCUGGUACUAUGAAAAGAAACCCCAGUCUCCCAACACUUGGAGACUGUCAUCCUCUGAAGAAAAAACCUCCCACGAGUUUCAUGCCAUUAAUGGGAUGACUUACAGCUUGCCUGGCCUGAGAAUGUAUGAGCAAGAGUGGGUGAGGCUGCACCUGCUGAACCUGGGCGGCUCCCGAGACAUUCACGUGGUUCACUUUCACGGCCAGACCUUGCUGGAAAACGGCACCCAACAGCACCAGCUAGGGGUCUGGCCCCUUCUGCCUGGUUCAUUUAAAACUCUUGAAAUGAAGGCAUCAAAAUCCGGUUGGUGGCUCCUUGACACAGAGGUUGGAGAAAACCAGAGAGCUGGGAUGCAAACACCUUUUCUCAUCAUAGACAGAGAAUGUAAGAUGCCAAUGGGACUAAGCACUGGUAUCAUAGCUGAUUCACAGAUCAGGGCUUCUGGGCAUUGGGGUUAUUGGGAGCCCAAACUAGCAAGAUUAAACAAUGGUGGAUCAUAUAAUGCUUGGAUCACAGAAAAGCCUUCAGAAGUUGACCUUAAACCUUGGAUCCAGGUUGACAUGCAGAGGGAAGUCAUCCUCACAGGGAUCCAAACCCAAGGUGCCAAACACUAUCUGAAGUCCUACUACACCAUGGAGUUCUAUGUGGCCUACAGCUCUGACCAGACAAACUGGCAGAUCUUCAAAGGGAACAGCACAAGGAACGUGAUGUAUUUUGAUGGCAAUUCAGAUGCCUCUACAAUAAAAGACAAUCAGUUUGACCCACCCAUCGUGGCUAGAUAUAUUAGGAUCUCUCCAACCAGAUCCUACAACAGAGCUGCCCUUCGCUUGGAGCUACAAGGCUGUGAGGUUAACGGAUGCUCCACACCGCUGGGUAUGGAAAGUGGAAAGAUAGAAAACAAGCAAAUCACAGCUUCCUCAUUUAAAAAAUCUUGGUGGGGAGAUUACUGGGAACCUUUCCGUGCCCGUCUCAAUGCCCAGGGCCGUGUGAAUGCCUGGCAAGCCAAGGCAAACAACAACAAGCAGUGGUUACAAAUUGACCUACUCAAAAUCAAGAAAAUAACUGCGAUUGUAACACAGGGCUGCAAGUCUCUGUCCUCGGAAAUGUACGUGAAGAGCUACACCAUCCACUACAGCGACCAGGGAGUGGAUUGGAAAUCGUACAGGCAGAAAUCCUCCAUGGCAGACAAGAUUUUCGAAGGAAAUAAUAAUGUCAAAGGACAUGUGAAGAAUUUUUUCAACCCACCAAUUAUUUCCAGGUUUAUCCGCAUCAUUCCUAAAACAUGGAACCAAAGUAUUGCACUUCGCUUGGAACUCUUUGGCUGUGAUAUUUACUAGAAUUGAAUAUUCAAGGACAUAGGAAAGACUCUUAAAGAUAUCAAGCGAUUUAGAGCGGGCAAUGUAUUUUAUAGCUAUUUUAAAUAUUAAUAAUUUUGAUUGUUUCCCUUUUCUCUAUUAGAGAAUAAAAUUUUAUGUAUGAAACUUUCAUAAUGUAACUCCUUGCUACAAUUCAGUGAGGUGAUGGCUAUUAUUUAUUCAGAUAUAUGGGAAAAUAUCAAGAACCAACAAACAAAUGGCUUAUCUGUCACAAUGAUUUAAAAUGCUAUAUAAAGUAAUGUUUAUGUAGUUAGCAUGCUUCAUUAUAGUUCUGUUGAAACCUAAAAACACUAGGGGCUCCUGGGUGGCUCAGUCAUUUACACGUCCAACUCUUGAUUUCGGCUGAGGUCAUGAUCUUGCAGUUUGUGGGUUUGAGCCCUGCAUCUGGCUCUUUGCUGACAGAGUAGAGCCUGCUUGGGAUUCUCUAUCUCCCUCUCUUUCUGCCCCUUCCCGCUAGUGUGUGCUUCUCUCUAAGAAAUAAACACUUUUUUUUUUUAAACCUGUACACACUAAUAAAAGAGAUAUUACUUUUUUAAGCCAUUUAUAGACCUGGAUAGCUUUCACACCUACCUUAAAAAAAAAAAAAGAACUAUGAUUUAAGAGUAAAGGAAACAAAUAACAUUUUUAAAUGGUUCAUUUUUCUUGACAUGAAGAGAAAAAUAUCUUACCAUAUGAAAUAAUGAGUCAUUAAAAUACCCUGCCUUCCUUACGUGGCAAUGAUUUUUCUGACCCUCUAUGAGAUAAAAUGAUGUCCAGAGUUAGGGGUCUUUAGAUACAAAACACAACCCAAAUAACCAUGGGAGAAAUGAACCCUUGGCCUCACUCUAGCUGACACUACAAUGGUAUACUGUUUUUUCAAAGCACAUGUUCACCUAAGGGAAAGCUAAAACCUGUAAAGCAGCAUUGGAACCACUGGCCCAAAUGCAGCUGUUCCUGCUAAAACUGGCGAGCAAUUGUGGCUUUCUUUCAGUGCCCUUCCUUCCAGGGCCCCAACCUCCCCCUCUCCCUUCCUCAACAACUUCCCCUUUCAGCGCUCCCUUCCAUGGGAACUUGGCAUCCAAUGAUCCCAUAGAUACCGUGAGACUGGGGAGCUCUCUGGUCCACUUCAGCCACAUGGGAUAGGCAGUCACUGGUAAGACUAUCUUUCUGUGGAACAAACCACCCCAAAUCUGAAUGCUUAAAGCAACACGUUUAUUCUUUCUCAUGAUUCUGUGGGUUGACUGGGCUCGGCUGGGUGGUUUGACUCCUGACUACAUUGUGGGGAUCUCUAGUGAGGUCAUAGGCAGGGCUGGAGGCAGAGUCAUCAGAAGGCUCAAUGGGACAUUGAAACAGCUGAUCUUCUGUCACUCCUCAAGUGGUUUUAGGUCAUUUCCUCAUGACGUGGCAGCCAAGUGGUCCAUCCGUUUGCUGUCUCCAAUAGGAGAGUUGGGCUUCAUGUAAGGUGGUUCAGGCUCCUCAAAGGAAGUGUUCAUGGUUUAGGAAGCAGAAGUUGCCAGUCCUCUUAAAGGUUGGGCCUGGAACUGGCACAGCCUCACUCUGCAGCGUCCUAUUGGUUAACACAAGUCACAGGUGCAUCCCAAGGAGUAGAAUUCAUUGAGAACAUCUUUAGAUACUAUCAGAGUUACCUAUUGCAUCCAUGGGUGGGCUGAGUCCUGUGAAUGCAUAGGGGAGCUUCAAACAUCCACAAAAUAUGGCUUUCUCCCCCCCCCCGCACCUUUAUUAAAAUAUAUUUGACAAAUAAAAUUGUAAUAUGUUUAAGUGCAGAACUUGAUGAUCUGACAUAUGUAAAUGUUGUAAAAGGAUUCCCAUUGUCAAGUUAAUUAACUCAUCAUCCUCUCACCGUUACUGUUUUGUUUUGGUCAGAAUGCUUAAGAUCUACUAUCUUAGCAAAUUUCAAAUAUAAAAUACAGUAUUAUCAACUAUAGCCUCCAUGCUAUAUAUUAAAUCCACAGAACUUAUUCAUCCUAUAAUUGAAAGUUUAUACCCUUUUUACCAGGUUCUCCCCCAUUUCUUCCACUUGCCAGCCCCUGGCAUCAGCAUUCUACUCUUUGCUUCUAUGACUUCAACUUUUUAUUUUAAUUCUGAAUAGUGAUACCAUGCAGUAUUGGUCUUUGUCUAGCUUGUUUCACUUAGCAUAAUGACCUCCGGGUUCAUCCAUGUUGUCACAAAUGGCAAAAUUUCCUUCUUUUUUAAGGCUUCAUAAUAUUCCAUUGUAUAUAUACCACAUUUUUUUUUUAUCCAUUCAUCUAUUGACAUACACUUAAGCUGUUUCCAUAGCUUGACUAUCAUGAAUAAUGCUGCAAUGAACAUGGGAAUAUACAUAUCUUUUAAGCAGAUGAUUUGGUUUCCUUUGUACAUAUAUCUACAAAUGAGAUUGCUAAAUAAUAUGAUACAGUAGUUUUGUCUUUAAUUUCUUGAGGAAGUGCUAUACUGUUUUCCAUAGAGGCUGUACCAGUUCACAUUCCCACCCAAAGUGUGCAUCUUCACCAGGAUUUGUUGUCUUUUGUCAUUUUGAUAAUAGCCAUUCUAACCAAGUAUGAGCUUAUAUCUCAUUAUGGUUCUGAAUUUGCAUUUCCUUGAUGACUAGUGACGUUGAGCAUAUUUUCACUGGCCAUUUCAUCUAUUGGCCAUUUAUAUGUCUUCUUUGAAAAAUGUAUAUUCAGAUUCUUUGCCCAUUUUUUUAUUUGGGUUAUUUGGGUUUUUUGCUAUUGAGUUGUGUGAAUUCCUUGUGUAUUUUGGGUAUUAAUCCCUUAUCAGAUAUGUGGUUUGCAAAUAUUUUCUCCAAUUCAGUACAUUGUGUUUUCGUUUUGUUGAUAGUUUCCUUUUAUGCCCAGAAGACUUUGAGUUGGAUGUCGUCCCACUUGUUUACUUUAUGCUUUUUGGUGUCAUAUCCAAAAAAUCAUUGCCAAGGCCAAUGUCAAAGACCUUAUCUUCAAUGCUCUAGGAGUUUUAUGAUAUCAGAUCUUAUAUUUGGGUCUUUAACCCAUUUUGAGUUGGUUUUUCUGUAUGGUGUAAGCUAAUGGUCCAAUUUCAUUCAUUUGCAUGUAGAUACCAACACACUUAUUAAAGAGACUAUCCUACUCCCAUUGUGUAUUUCUGGCAUCUUUGUCAAAAAUUAAUUGACCAUACAUGCAUGGGUUUAUUUCUGGGCUCUCUAUUCUGUUCAUUGAUCUAUGUCUGUUUUUAUGCCAAUAUCCUACUGCUUUGAUUACUAUAAAUUUGUAAUGUAGCUUGAAAUCAACUAGUGCGAUGUUUCUGCCUUGCUCUUCUUCCCCAUGAUUGCUUUGGACAUUUGGAAUCUUUUGUGGUUCUAGAUGAAUUUUAGGAUUUUCCCCCUAUUUUUGUGGAAAAUGUCAUUGGAACUUUGAUAGGGACUGCACUGAAUCUAUAGAUCACUUUGGGUGGUGUGGACACUUUAGCAAUACAAAUUCUUAUAAGCCAUGAGAGGUUAAAUAAAUUUAACCAAGGUGGUUAAAUUUAUUUGGUUAAAUUUAACCACCUUGCUUAAAUUUAUUCCUAAGUAUUUUAUUCUUUCAAUUCUAUUGUAAAUGGGAUUUUUUUCUUAAUGUCUCUUUCCAAUAGUUUGUUGUUAAUAUAUAGAAAUGCAACUGAUUUUUGCAUAUUGAUUUUGUAUCCUGCAACUUUGAUGAAUUUACUAGCUCUAAUUAUAAUAUAUAAAAUACAUAACACCAUAAUAAUAGUGCUUUUGUGUUGUCUUUAGUGUUUUCUAUAUAUAACAUCAUGUCAUCUGCAAAUAGAGACAAUUUUACUUCCUCCUUUCUCAUCCUUUCAUUUCUUUUUCUUGCCUAAUUGCCCUGGCCAGGACUACUAGUACUAUUAAAAAAUUUUUUUUUUAACAUUUACUUACGAUUGAGAGACAGAGAGACACAGAGCAUGAGCAGGGGAGGGGCAGAGGGAGGGGGACACACAGAAUCUGAAGCAGGCUCCAGGCCCUGAGCUGUCAGCCCAGUGCCCGACACGGGGCUCAAACUCACAAACCACGAGAUCAUGACCUGAGCCGAAGUCAGCCACCUAACCGACUGAGCCACCCAGGCGCCCUUAUCAGUAUUAUUUUAAAUAAAAGAGGCAAGUGUGGGCAUGCUUGUCUUGCUCCUGAUCUUAAAAGAAAAGCUUUCAGCUUUUCACCAAUGAAUAUGAUGCUAGCUAUUGGCUUGCCAUAUUUGGAUGGUCUUUUUAUGUUGAAGUACAUUUCUUCCAUACAUACUUGAGAGUUUUUAUCAUGAAAAGAUGUUGAAUUUUGUUAAAUGCUUUUACUGCAUCUAUUUAAGUGAUAUUGUAAUAUGGAUUCUUCAUUUUGUUGAUGUAGCAUACCACAUUUAUUGAAAGCAUACAUUGAACUAUCCUUGCAUCCCAAGAAAAUCCCACUUGAUCAAGGUGUAUGAUCCUUAUAUCGUAUUCUCAAAUUCAUAAUGUUUUGUUGAAGAUGUUUGCAUCUGUAUUCAUCACGGAUAUUGGAUUGUAAUUUUCCUUUUUUGCAUGUCUUUGUCUGGCUUUGGUAUGAGGGCAAUGCUGGGCUCAUAAAAUGAGUUUGGGAGAGUAUCAUCCUGUUUAAUUGUCUGUAAGAGUUUGAGAAGGAUUGGUGUUAAUUCUUCCUCAAAUAUUUGGUCCAUGAAGCUGUUUCGUCCUGGGCUUCCCUUUGUUGGAUGGCUUUUGAUUACUGCUUCAAUCUCCUCACUCGUUGUUCUGUUCAGAUUUUCUAUUUCUUCAUGAUUCAGUCUUGGUAGGUUAGAUAUUCCCAGGAAUUUUUUUUAAUAUAUAUUUUUAUUUUUUAAUGUUUAUUUAUUUUUGAGAGAGAGACAGAGUGCAAGCCGGGGAGGGGCAGAGACAGAAAGGGAGACACAGAAUCCAAGGCAGGCUCCAGGCUCUGAGCUGUCAGCACAGAGCCUGACAUGAGACUUGAACUCAUGAAUCAUGAGAUCAUGACCUGACUCAAAACAGGAGUCAGAUGUUUAACAGAUUGAACCACCCCGACACCCCGUUCCCAUAAAUUGAUUAAUUUCUUCUGGGUUGUCCAAUUUCUUGGUAAUUGUUCAUAAUAGUUUCUUGUAAUCUUUAGUAUAUCUGUGAUAUCAGUUGUAAUGUGUCUUCUUUCACUUAUGAUCCUAUAUUUAUUUGAGCCUUACUUCUUUUUGUCUUAGUUUAGCCAAAGUUUUGUGAAUUUUGUUUAUCUUUUCAAAAAAUCAGCUCUUAGUUUCACUGAUCUUUUCUAUUGCCAUUCUAGUCUAUAUUUUAUUUAUGUCCACUGUCUUCUUUCCUUCUACUAACUUUGGGCUUGGUUUGUUCUUCUCUUUCCAGGUCUUUGAGACGUAGUGUUAGGUUUGUUUGAGAUCUUUCUUUUUUCUUAACGUAGGCAUUUAUCACUAUAAAUUUCCCUCUUAGAACUGCUUCUGCUGCAUCUCAUACGUUUGGGUCUGUUGUGUUUCUAUUUUCAUAUGUCUCAAGUUAUUUUUUGACUUCCCAUUUUAUUUCUUCUCUUAUUCAUCAGUUGCUCAGGAGCAUGUCGUUUAAUCUCUAUGUGUGAAUUUUUAUUCUCUUCUUGGAACUGAUUUCUAGUUUCAUGCCCUUAUGGUUGGAAAAGGUGCUAGAUAUGAUUCUGACCUUCUUAAAUUUACGAAGACUUGUUUUGUGGCCUAACGUAUGAUCUCUCCUAGAAAAUGUUCCAUGUGUGCUUGAGAAAGGUGUAGCCUGCUACCGUUGGUUACAAUGUUCUGUAAAUGUCUGUGAGAUCCAUCUGAUUUUAUGCCUGGAUGAUUUGUCCAUUGUUGAAAGUGGGAUGCUGAAGUCUCCUACUAUUAUUGUACUGCUAUUUCUCCCUUCAGAUCUGUUAAUAACUGUUUCUUAUUUGUAGGUGCCUAAUGUUGGGUGCAUAAGUAUUUACGUGAUUAUAUCUUUUGGAUGAGUUCACCCCUUUAUCAUUAUAUACUUAUUUUUCCUGUUGUUUUAGGCUUAAUGUUUAUUUAGUCUGAUAUAAAUAUAGCUGCCCUGCUCUGUUUAUAUUUGCAUGGGAAAAUCUUUUUUCAUCUCUUCUUUUUCAGCCUACAUGUGUCCUUAAAGCUGAAGUUAUUCUUUUAUAGGUAGUAUGUAGUUGGCGCUUUUUUUUUUAUGUUUAUUCAUUUUUGAAAGACAGAGAGAGACAGAGCACAAGCAGGGGUGGGACGGAUAGAGAGGGCAACACAGAAUCCAAAGCAGCCUCCAGGCUCUGAGCUGUCAGCACAGAGCCCGACGCAGGGCUCAAACUCACGAACCGCAAGAUCAUGACCUGAGCCGAAGCUGGACGUUCAACUGACUGAGCCACCCAGGUGCCCCUAGUUGGCUCUUAUUUUAUAUCCAUUGGCAACUCUAUGUCUUUUGACUGGAGAAUUUAUAGUCCAUUCAUAUUUACAGUAAUUAUUGAUAGAUAUGAGCUUAAUAUUUCCAUUUUGUUCAUUGUUUCUGGCCAUUUAUGUGUCCCACUUUUGUUCCACUCUUGCUUUCUUCCUUUGUGAUUUGAUGGUUUUCUGUAGUAUGCUUUGAUUCCUUUCUCUUUAUCCUUUGCAUAUCUACUAAAGCUUUUGUUUUGUAGUUACCAUAAGGCUUAUACAUAACAUCUUGUAUGUAUAAUGGUCUAUUUUAAUCCGAUAACAACUUACAAACACACGCAGUCUCUACAUUUGUAUGUCCCCCCCCUUUUUGUUACUGAUGUCACAAUUUAAAUCUUUUAUUACUAUGUGUCCAUUAACAAAUUACUGUAGCUAUAGUUAUUUUAAGACUUUUGUCUUUUAGGGCUUAAACCUUUGUUGUAACAAUUUACACAUCCUCAUACAAUACUAGCAUAUCCUAAAUUCAGCUCCAUAUUUACUUUCGACAGCGAGUUUUACACGUUCUUGUAUUUUCAUAUUAGUAGUUGGCAUCUCUUCAUUUCAACUUGAAGAACUACCCUUAACAUUUCUUGUAAGGCCGAUCUAGUAAUGAUGAGCUCCUUCAGCUUCUGUUUGGGAAAAUCUCUCUCCAAUUCUGAAGGAUAUUUUGCUGGGCUGAGUAUUCUUGGCUGGCUGUUUCUUGUUUCUUGUUGCUGUUUUUGUUGUUGUUUAGCACUCUGAAUAUAUCAUCCCACUCUCCUCUGGCCUAUAAGGUUUCUGCUGAACAACCUGAUGAUAGUUUUAUGGGGGAUCCCUUGUACAUAACAAGUCACUUUUAUGUUGCUGAUUUUAAGAUUCUCUCAUUUUCUUUAACAUUUGACAAUACAAGUAUAGUGUGUCUUGGCGUGGGUCUCUUUUGGGUUCGUCUUCUUUGGUAAUAUUUGAGCGUCCUUGAUCUCGAUAUGUUUCUCUCCUCAGGUUUGAGAUGUCUUAAGCCAUUGUUUCUUUGAAUCAGCUUCCUGUCCCUUUCCCUCUCUUCUCCUUCUCAGAUACCUAUGAUACAUGUACUGGUCUGCUUGAUGGUGUCCUAUAUGUCCCUUAAGCUAUCUUCUUUCUUAAUUUUUCCUCUUCCUCUGAUUGGACGAUUUUCACUGCCUUGACUUUGAGCUCACUGAUCCUUUCUUCCACUUGAUCUAGUCUGCCAUCGAACCCCUCUAUUGAAGUCUUAAGUUAUUGUAUUCUUUAGCUCUGUGACUACUGUUUGGCACUUUUUCGUAUUUUCCAUCUCUUUGUUGAAAUUCACACUUUGCUCCUGCAUUGCUCUCCUGAUUUUGGAGCAUCUUUAUGACCAUUAGCUUGAACUCUCUGUCAGGUAAAUCACUUAUAUCUAUUUCAUUAAGGUUGGUCUCCAAAAAUUGGUCUUAUUCUUUUGUUUGGAAUACAUUUCCCUGAUUCUUCAUUUUCCUUGGCUCUCUGAAUUGUCUGUGCAUUAGAUGAAAUAGCCACCCCACCUAGUCUUGACUAGACUGCGUAGUUGAUUAGCGAGGUCAGCCUAGCCUGACGUUAUUGUUGCUUCUCAAAUCUCUGUGACUGUCCAUCCUGCUGCCUUUGUUCUUAUGGGUCCCGGUAGAUUGGGGUGAUCCAUUAUAGUCCCAAAGAUAUGGGAAAUGCCCACAUGCCUUUUCAGUUUCACGGACUAUUGUCUGCCCCAUCAUCCCACCUAUUCAGGUUAGUUGGAAGCCUGACCUUCAGGCAGCAGCUGGGAAAGUCAGGUUAUUAGAUGUACAGUCUAGUCCCUAUCAGGAAGAAACUGGGAACCGGGUAUUUUUGCUUACUCUGUGCUGAGCUAGAGAAAAGUUGGUAGAGGUGCUUGUAUAACCAUAUAAAAUCAUCUCUUUGCAUUGUGUGGUUCUGGGGGACUUGUGAGUGCUAAGCUCUGUCAGCCCCAGAGCUAGAUCAUUCAGGAGCCAGUCCCUCAUGUAGCAACUAUAGCAUUUGGGGUGCUACAUGAGUGGACAUGCUCCUUCCAGGGAGAAGCUGGAGCCUUGGUUUUACUGCUGGACAAGUUGAAGAAAGAUGGUAGGGGACAUUCCCACCAGCUCUUUCAGGCUCCUGAGAGGAUCCCAGUCCGCUCCCCCAUGCAGUGUAACUAGAAGCCAGAACCUCAAACAGCAGCUAGGAAAAUAUCCAGUCCAAUGCAUUCUAGGGAGAAACUGGGAGUUGAAUGUUUUUGCCUCUUCCUUCUGUACUGAGCCAGGGAAGGGAGAGCUGCAAAAAGUGCUUGUGUGCCCAUUUAAAAACUGCUUUGUUUCAUAUGGUCCUAGGGGACUUCUAAAUGCCGAGCCCUGGUGGCUAUUAGAGUCAGUGACUUCAGAACCUGUUCCUAGGGUGACAGCUGCAAAACUUGGAGCGCUUUAUGUGUGGGCACUUUCCUUCCAGGAAGAAGCUGGCAACUUGUUUGUUGCUGUCGUCGUUGUUGAAAUGAGCCAGAGGGAGAAUGUGGGACAAGUGCCUACCAGCUUUUUAGGGCUCCUGGGAGGAUCCCAGCCAGCACCCAGAAACAGACUGAUUAGAAGCCAGACCCUCAUGGAGCAGCUAGGAAAUUGUGCUCUCAAAAUCCUUCCAGGGAGAAAUGAGGAGAUGGUAAUCUUUGCCUGGUCGGUGUGCGCUGAGCCCCGGGAAGAGCUGUGGGGCGUGUUUAACAACUGCUUCUUUGUUUGGUAUGGUCCUGUGGGACUCGUGAAUGCCAAGCCCUGUUGGCUCCCUGAGCUAAGAGACUUGGGGACCCAUGCCUCGCAUAGUAGCCUUAAAACUGGAGCACUCGAUGUGUGGUCCAAACCCUUCACUCAUAGGGAGGCUGGAAGCUGUGACUUCCCUCCCAAUCAUAAGGCUCUGUGCCAGGGGUGGGGUGUAUGGUGUGUGUCUCAGCCUUUCCCACCCACUUUCAUGUCGGUGUUUUCUCAAUAAGCUGAUGUGAAGGGAUUACUCAGUUGGUUUUUAGAUUUCUCUCAGAGGGAAAUGACCUGUGUGUAGCUAUACCUUUGGCAAAUCCAUGGCAGGAGGGAAAGUCAGGAGCCUCCCAUCCUGUCAUCUUGGUCGAUCUAAAACAUUGGCUUUCUAAUACUGUAUGUUCAUUAUUUCUGUCUUUUAAUGAGGCAUGUCAGUGUUCCACCAGUAUUUCUUUGAUGUUCAUUCUGUUAAGAGCAAAAGAGAGUGUCUGAAUAUAAAAUAAAAAUUCCUUUGGUCUCUGCAGGGCCAGCCUCGCGGGUGUGCGAUCUGCUCAAAGAGCCCCCAUGCUCAGAGGGGCCCCCAUGCUUAGUUUAAUGCCCCAUCAUCUUGCUCUUGAAAUUCUUAAUAAUUUUUUAACAAGGAGGCUGCCAUUUUUAUUUUGCAAAUUAUGUAGCUAGUCAUGGUCUGUCUACUGAAGAAGUGGGCAGGAUCUCUCCAGAUCUAGAAUCUACCAAGAUAUAAGAGGGACAAGAAAAUCAUAUGGAAUAAUAAGUAGGGGAUGAGAUGAUGGUGGAGUGGGAGCUCCAACUUUGUUAUCCUAUAUGUGAGAAGAAUGUCUCCAAAGGUUAAACAACUUGCCUGAAACUACUGCUUGUUUGUGUCAGAGGUGAAACUAAAAACCAGGUGAUCAGACUCCCAGACUCUUUUUCAGUCUGGUUUCUCUUCCAUAGAAUGGAAAAAUUGUAACAUUUAUAA
Molecule: messenger RNA, 16620 nt
Organism: Panthera uncia (snow leopard)
Lineage: Eukaryota; Metazoa; Chordata; Mammalia; Carnivora; Felidae
Gene: F5
Product: coagulation factor V
Exons: 25
Coding region: 209-6517 (2102 amino acids)
Molecular function (GO): copper ion binding
Source: RefSeq, a predicted model, not a curated record